Talaromyces amestolkiae is the source of this 1719-nucleotide messenger RNA. RefSeq lists its product as uncharacterized. Bases 1 to 1719 code for a protein of 572 amino acids. NCBI's taxonomy places the organism in Eukaryota, Fungi, Ascomycota, Eurotiomycetes, Eurotiales, Trichocomaceae. The transcript is spliced from 2 exons. The record is from RefSeq and is a predicted model, not a curated record. Gene Ontology annotation, cellular component: septin complex; septin ring; cell division site. Gene Ontology annotation, molecular function: molecular adaptor activity; GTPase activity; GTP binding. Gene Ontology annotation, biological process: cytoskeleton-dependent cytokinesis.
AUGGCCACCGUCCAAUCUAGCAACAGUCAGCCCCCUCUCCCUUCUUCUCUUCCUCCUCCGCCGCCGCCUCCCGACGCUGUUCCCUCCUCGUCUGCCAAUGAAAGCACCACUCGUUUGAGUGUAGCCAACUCGGACGCUGCUUCACGCAGAUCCUCCCUGGGUUUCUUGCGUCGUUCGAAAUCAACUGAGCCGCUCUCUGAGCGCAAGAGCUCCAACGGCAAAGUCAGCAGGAAAAUGAAGGAACAAUUGCGAGAGGAGGAACUCCGUCGCCAGCGCGAAUCGAUUCCAAAGCAAGCCCCGCGUCUCCCUGAUCUCUCGCCAGCACCAAAAAUGCAGACAUUCGGCGGAGAAGAACAAGUCGCAAAAGUGCCUGCACCAGCCACGGACAGUCGAACAAUCGCUGCACAUCUCAGCAUGCCGCCGCCAGCAAUCGAUCCGUAUGCACGAACUGAGAGCAUGACUCAUCGUGGUCGUUACAGCUACGCUAGCAGCGCGGUCAGCACGAUCAAUAGUCCCCGCAGACUGCGACGACGCAAGGAUCCUACCCCUUACAAUCUUCUAGUUGUUGGCGCUAAGAACAGCGGGAAGACGUCGUUUCUCAACUUUUUGCGCAAAUCACUUGCGCUUCCUCCAAACAAACUCCCCAUUCGCUCUUCUGAAGACAUCUUGGAGGAAAUCAAUUCAUCCACUAACCCCAACUUUACGUCGCAUUACCUGGAGACCGAAAUCGAAGGCGAACGUGUUGGGCUUACGCUAUGGGAUUCCGAAGGCUUGGACAAGAAUGUCGUCGAUCUACAACUGCGUGACAUUACUGCCUUUCUGGAGAGCAAGUUCGAGGACACUUUGAUGGAGGAAAUGAAAGUCGUGCGCUCUCCUGGUGCACGCGACACUCAUAUCCACUGCGUUUUUUGGAUUCUCGACCCUGUCCGCUUGGAUUCCAACCUUGCCGCUGCCCAGAAAGCUGCCGGACACGCCAAUGGUAAAUACACCAAUUCAUCACGUGUCGUUGGUAUCCUCGACGAGGAAAUUGAUCUUCAAUUUCUUCGCGUGAUGCAGGGCAAGACAGCUGUUGUGCCUGUCAUCAGCAAAGCUGACACCAUCACCACUGCGCACAUGGCAUACUUGAAGAAGGCGGUUUGGGAUAGCUUAAAGCAGGCUAGGAUCGAUCCAUUGGAGGUUCUCAUUUUGGAAGAGGCGGAGGAAGACGACUCAGAAGCCGCUGCUGACGACGAUGAUGAAGAUUCUGACGUUACGCCCGUUGCUGAGAAUGGGACAUCCGAGGCUAAGGCGGACGAGGAGACCGAAAAUGCGGCAGACGAAGACGCUGAAAUACAGGAGAAACUCCCUAAAGCGUCCCCUACACGGAGCCACCGGUCAAAUAAUUCCGUCUCAAUUACGUCCACCACUGACACGCCUUUCAUCCCUCUGUCUAUUCUGUCACCAGACCCGCAUUCUUUGGAUUCGCCUGAUCUGCCCGUUGGUCGACACUUCCCAUGGGGGUAUGCAGACCCUUAUAACCCAGAGCAUUGCGAUUUCGUGAAACUCAAAGAGUCUGUCUUCAAGGACUGGCGUGCUGAGCUGCGCGAAGCUAGCCGCGAGGUUUGCUAUGAACGCUGGCGCACAAGUCGAUUGAAUAUAAAACAGGCUACUCCUAGAAAGCCUAGCCACACCGGACGUUAUGGGCCUCCACCAUCAAAGAGUGGUCGCGUAACUCGAUAG